UGAACUACAACCUGUUGUUAGAUCAUGCUGUCCGCCAAAAUGACAAGAUUAUUCUCGAGAAUAAGCAUCAGAUUGUGCUAUGCCAUUCAUCAUCUGGUCACAAGCAUGCGCUGGACGAAGUACCCAUCAAUUCAGUUACAUGUGGCGGAUACGAAGGCAGUGGAAAUGCCUAGAACGGUUCUUCAGCAUGCUGCAUAAUGACCAGGAUUGCGCAUACUACGAUUUCGAGCACAUCAUACGAGCUAAUUUUAAUACGGCCAUCGAGACGCUUAUGAUCUCGGAUGCUCGCGAUAUAUCACAACGCGUCGCAAAUACAUUACACUAGUUAGUGUCCGAGGUAAUGGUGGCACAGUGCAGCUUUUCAGUAGUAUCAUGUGUCGGGGGACAAGCUUGUGGUAUCGCUGCUAUCUUAAGUUUCCCAAUGCCCAAAUCGACGAAAAAGAUAAAAACGACGAUUUCGAAGGUGAGGACAAGAAGGAUGAAGAUUGCGAGGCGGCAAUCUUUCGGUAGGAGCUUAAGAUAUGAAAAGGCUGUUUGUUGUCUAUUAUAAACGGUACGGAUUCGAGACUCGCCUGUGUAAUGUCUGAGAUGUGAGCAACUCGCUCAAUUUUUUUGAUGUUGAUCUU
Messenger RNA from Plasmopara halstedii, 626 nucleotides. RefSeq names its product eRF1 domain 3. The record is from RefSeq and is a predicted model, not a curated record. The transcript has a single exon. NCBI's taxonomy places the organism in Eukaryota, Oomycota, Peronosporomycetes, Peronosporales, Peronosporaceae. The coding region runs from base 80 to 325 and encodes 81 amino acids.